Messenger RNA from Solanum lycopersicum (tomato), 1756 nucleotides. Its product is annotated as vacuolar cation/proton exchanger 3-like. Gene Ontology annotation, biological process: calcium ion transmembrane transport; intracellular calcium ion homeostasis. NCBI's taxonomy places the organism in Eukaryota, Viridiplantae, Streptophyta, Magnoliopsida, Solanales, Solanaceae. Gene Ontology annotation, cellular component: plant-type vacuole membrane. Gene Ontology annotation, molecular function: calcium:proton antiporter activity. The record is from RefSeq and is a predicted model, not a curated record.
AAAAAAAUUCCCCUAUUAAAUCAACAUUUUCUAGUCCUUUUUUUUAGAAAAAAAUAAUAAUUAAAGUCCUAUUUUUUAUUUUUAGGAAAUAAUGGGUUCUCUAAGGGAUUUGGAGCAUAAUGUUGGAGAAGAAUUAGAUAGGAAAAAUGAUGAAGAAAUUAUUAUGAAGAAGAAAAAAAAUGCACAACUUUUUAGGAUAUUGUUGGUUAAUAUUCAAGAAGUUAUAUUAGGAACAAAGCUUUGUUUGCUCUUACCAGCUAUCCCUUUGGCAAUCUUGGCUCAAUACUAUCAUUUUGCAAGACCUUGGAUUUUUGCUUUUAGUUUGCUUGGACUUGCACCUCUUGCUGAACGUGUCAGCUUCUUGACUGAACAAAUUGCUCACUUCACUGGUCCAACAGUUGGGGGUCUACUUAAUGCAACAUGUGGGAAUGCAACUGAGAUGAUAAUAGGAUUAUUUGCACUUUAUCAAAGGAAAAUACAUGUCCUAAAGUAUUCUCUUUUGGGAUCCAUUCUUUCCAACUUACUUCUUGUUCUUGGAAGCUCUCUUUUUUGUGGUGGACUUGCCAACAUUAAAAAAGAACAAACAUUUGACAGGAAACAAGCUGAUGUGAACUCACUUCUUCUACUACUUGGAUUGCUUUGCCAUAUGUUGCCAUUGAUGUAUAGAUUGGCUUUGGGACCAUCAAUUAACAAUAAUGUAGCAACUUCAAUAUUGGGAUUAUCUAGAGUUAGUAGCAUUGGUAUGCUUAUAGCAUAUGCUGCUUAUCUCUUCUUUCAAUUGAAGACACAUAGACAAUUCUUUGAAUCCUCUGAGGAGGAGGAAGAAGAAAAUAAAGUCUCAGAAGAUGAAGAGGCAGUAAUUGGAUUUUGGAGUUCAUUUGCUUGGUUAAUUGGCAUGACUAUAACUAUUGCUCUAUUAUCCGAGUACGUUGUCGGUACGAUCGAGGCUGCAUCAGAUUCUUGGGGGAUUUCUGUGAGUUUUAUUAGCUUAAUAUUGUUGCCAAUAGUGGGAAAUGCAGCAGAACAUGCUGGAUCCAUAAUUUUUGCUUUAAAAAACAAGUUGGAUAUAUCACUAGGUGUUGCAUUGGGGUCAGCUUCUCAAAUUUCUAUGUUUGUGGUACCUUUAUGUGUGAUUAUGGGUUGGAUAAUUGGUGUGGAUAUGGAUUUGGAUUUUAGCAUACUGGAAACUGGUUCUCUUGCUUUCUCAAUCAUCCUCAUUGCCUUCACCUUGCAGGAUGGAACCUCACAUUACAUGAAAGGGAUUAUUCUUUGUCUUGCCUAUUGUGUCAUUGGUGCUUGUUUCUUUUUCCAUAAAAUUCCAAUCAAUAUUGAAAACUAUUCAUCUGGGAUCAUGUCAUCUUAACCAAGUUCAUUCAGCAACGUGAUGAACCAUCAGAAAGAAAUCGAUAUGUAUCUGAUGGAAUCUACGUGGUACACGUCAUCAACCGGAUGUAAUACUUCAUUGCAUCAAUGUGCACUUGUUCAUCCAAAUUAGAGCUUUCUUAAUUACCCUUUUGUGGAGAUUAUUACAUUUCAUGUUUUGAUUGGAGACCCUAAUGCACAUGAAAUGUGAAAAUAAUAGACUUAUAUCAACAUGGUUUAAGCUUUAUGUAAAUAUAUGUUCUUAUUUAUUACUACUUUUUUGCAUAAAUGUGGUGGAUUUUGAGGAGAAUAAGAAACUAUCACUCCUAUCAGUUGUGUAUUUCAGUUGAGUAUUUUGGUGGCCAAUUAAUAAAAUUAUCUAAGGUUAAAUAUA